AUGUCUUCUACUCUCACGACAACUACGGCGAGCCAAGGCCAAACUGUUAGGAUCGAAAGCAAAGAUCCUAUGAGGUCAACCUGGCGUCGCAGCGACAAGCGUACGUGGAAGAUCGGUCACUGGAUUAUCGAACGUCUAGGACUCUAUCACGAUGAGCUUGACCGACCUGCGCCCGUCCACUCCAAAACCGAAUCAGUGCCUUAUGUCCCACACUGGCAGUUCCAUCGGUGGAUACUGCUACACGCAACAAUACCUCUCCUACUUCAUCAAGGUUUUGUAUCCUUGACUGGAUAUAACGUUCACCCCGUAGCGGCUUUCGUAUUCUACAGCGUGGCGAUAAAGGCUGUCGCCAUCCACCAAAUCAAUACCAUGCGCGGUCUAGGCCAACGCUACGGAUUCCUUGAUGGCGACAAGCAUGAACGCGACGGGGUCCCCGACAAAAGUGUCAAAACAGUCCUCGAGUCACUCAUAUCUACUGCCACAUUUCGAUCAAUGAUGGCUGUGAUUCUUUCGUACCGUUCGAACGAGGCUCCGGCCACAAUAAAUUGGAUGCUUCUUCCUCUCGAGAUUGGUCUCUACGGUGUUGUCUUGGAUUUUUGGUUUUAUUGGUAUCACCGACUUAUGCACGAGGUCGACUCGUUGUGGAAGUACCACAAGACACACCACCUUACGAAACACCCGAACCCUCUUCUCACGCUUUUCGCGGACAGUGAACAAGAGUUCUGGGACAUCGCCGGUAUCCCUUUCUUGACGUGGGCGACGCUCAAGCUCGUAGGGCUGCCAAUGGGCUUUUACGAAUGGUGGUUCUGUCAGGAAUAUGUUAUUUUCACUGAAUUGACGGGACAUAGCGGGCUGCGUCUUUAUGCCACAACUCCGACACCUUUCGCAUGGCCGCUUCAGUUUUUCAACUGCGAGUUGGUGCUUGAGGAUCAUGAUCUCCAUCAUCGGAAAGGCUGGAAGACUAGCGGCAACUACGGCAAGCACACUCGAUUGUGGGAUCGUAUCUUCGGAACCUGCAUGGACAGAAUCGAAUGUGCUGCCGAUUCUGCUGACUACACGAAUACAGCUGUCAUUCCACUCUUGUAA
Messenger RNA from Colletotrichum paranaense, 1086 nucleotides. Its product is annotated as fatty acid hydroxylase. The transcript has a single exon. Gene Ontology annotation, biological process: ergosterol biosynthetic process. The coding region runs from base 1 to 1086 and encodes 361 amino acids. Gene Ontology annotation, cellular component: endoplasmic reticulum membrane. Gene Ontology annotation, molecular function: iron ion binding; C-4 methylsterol oxidase activity. Lineage: Eukaryota; Fungi; Ascomycota; Sordariomycetes; Glomerellales; Glomerellaceae. The record is from RefSeq and is a predicted model, not a curated record.